UAAUUCGAAGUCAUCGCUAAUGAAGGGCCCGACCGCGAGAGCUUCAUUAAGGCACUCAGAAACAAAAAUGAAAAUCUUCGCUUCCGCUGGCGCAGGGUUCAAUUGGGCUGAUGUGGAUGCCCUUGAUCGUCGCGGCAUUUGGUAUUGCAACGGAGCCGGUGCAAGUGAUGAGGCUGUGUCUGAUACAGCUCUCUUCAUGAUUCUCUCCGUGUUUCGCAACUUUGGCGGUCACAGAGAGGGGGCGCAUCCUGAACAGUUUCUCGCCAUGCAUAGGUUGGUUGGCAGUAUAUCUUACAAUCCUCGUGGCCACGUAUUGGGCAAUGUGGGAUUAGGGAAUAUCAGCAAGCUGCUGGCAUUUAGGGCGCAAGACAGCACCGGGAAUGAAAAUUCAUUACUACGGAGGCUGACCUUGAGGCAAUAUAUCACUCCAACACACGAACUGCUGUCUGUUGCGGACUGUGUCACCCUCCAUACUCCGCUCAAUAAGUAUACCCAGGACUUUAUUAAGAAGGAAACUUUUGCGGCUAUGAAGGACGGCACUAGUCUGGUUAAUACCGCUCGUCGACAAGUGAGCGGAAAGGUAGCUGCGGCGGGACUCGAUGUUCACCACCACGAGCCACAGGUAUCAAAGGAGCUGGCAGCGAUGAAUAAUGUGACUUUGGCAUGCCAUAAUGGUGGUGCUUCCAUCACAAUGCGGAUCAACUCCGAGUUGAAUGCAAUGAAGAAUAUCUUGCAGGUGAAUGGGUCAGACGGGGAAUUUAGCGGUGCCCCCCCUAUCACACCUGUUAAUGAAAAAGCGUUCAAAGGAAGUUCA
This is a messenger RNA of Clonostachys rhizophaga, 814 nucleotides long. Lineage: Eukaryota; Fungi; Ascomycota; Sordariomycetes; Hypocreales; Bionectriaceae. The record is from the annotation of a GenBank genome assembly.